Molecule: messenger RNA, 9703 nt
Organism: Wasmannia auropunctata (little fire ant)
Lineage: Eukaryota; Metazoa; Arthropoda; Insecta; Hymenoptera; Formicidae
Gene: sev
Product: proto-oncogene tyrosine-protein kinase ROS
Exons: 21
Coding region: 1204-9093 (2629 amino acids)
Biological process (GO): multicellular organism development; regulation of TOR signaling; positive regulation of kinase activity
Cellular component (GO): membrane; signaling receptor complex
Molecular function (GO): transmembrane receptor protein tyrosine kinase activity; protein binding; ATP binding
Source: RefSeq, a predicted model, not a curated record
UCUUAUGCUCGCCAGCCACGAACAACGUGAUCGCGUUGCGCGCCGCUCGGCUCGAACCGCGUGACACGAACGUCACGAACCGUGUCGAGAGAACGACGGAGAAACGAAUCGGCGGAAACCGAAGCGCGCGUGCAGUAUUAAAAAAAAAAAACGAUCGCGAUAAUCGCGGAUUUCUCGCGAAGCGAGAAAUUUGGCGAACGUUCGUUUCCGACACGGAGUUGACAGUAAAUUCGCGCACGAAUCUCGCGAGGAAAGUGACGGAGAGAGGAGGAUCCUGCGACUUUCUGCGGUGCCGAGGAGGAAUCGAGAAGGAUUGAUCUUGGGUACGGAGAACAUUUCGCAGUGCUAAAAUCGACAAAGUGGACUUUGUGCCUGGUGUCGCGAAGACGCGGCUCUUCGAUCGACGCAGUUCCCUCGGAGCGAACGAUCGUUGCGCGCCUCUUAUCGCUCGAUCGCUUCGCCGCUUUUGAAAGAAACUGCGGAAGAGGACUGAUUACAUUAGCGUGUAUUACUGCCUUCUCGGUGCAACCGGAUACACGCGCGCGUCACCUCGCGUCAUCGGCUCCCGAGAGAGAAAAACACCGUGCGAUUAUUUGCUUAUCUGCAAUUCCGUAAUUUGAUCGUGAGAGACAUCGCGAGGAAAAAUCUGAGAGAGAACAACAUCGAGAGAUAGAAAUUCGUGGUGCUCACGAGCCGAGCGCGUGGAACGCAGUAGAAGAACAUUUUUUUCCUCCCGCGGGAAAAAUUCAUAUAUAGCGACGUCCGCGCGCGUGCGUGUGCUCGCCACGACUUCGCGCUGGAUUCCAUUAUUAUUCGAAUAAUACGACAGAGACAGCGGAUUAACUCCUGCGUCAACUGCGCAACGUGCGCUCGCCCGGGACGCCUGGCGUCGCCUCGUCAUUCUUUUCCGGACAUAUUUAGCCGGAAGUGGCCAAUUUAAUCGCAACUCCGACGCACUUGCCGAUGCGAUCGCUCGGCACGUGACCUCUCCGCGGCACGUGAGGUAACGUGACGACGGGCGUCGCGACGCCGUCUCUCGAAGAAUCCGCCGUGGGACCAUGCGGAGGCAUCGUUUCGAUUAGCGCGCCCCGCGAAUCAUCGAGAGGCUCGAGAGGAGCGAUGACCAUCGGCAUCUGAGUCGUCGACCGGGAAUCGCGCGGAAGCUGAUCGUGCGCAAGGAUCUCCGGGGGGGAGGGGGUUAUUAUGUUAGGAACGGGAUUAUGCUUUCUGCUGAAGGUGUUGGUGGUGGCAGGGGCGGCCGUCGCGCUCCUGCCACCACGGCUGGAGGAUCUGGAGCUGGACCACGUCAUGCCGGCCAGCCUUCAGGAGGAAUGCGCUUCCAAAUGCCCCGACUUAGACCUCACGCAGAAUCGAACGGACGACCUGAGCUCGGAGGUAGGAUGCGGCGUGAGAUGCAAGAUCGAUCAGUGUACGAAAGGCUGCGAAGCAUGGGAACAGGCGCUCGACACAAGCUGCCAAGCUGUUUGCAAUGGAACGCAAGAAUUGUUACCGCCGAAGGAAUUGUACUGCGUUUUGGGCUGCCACGAUGCGUUAAAUCGUUAUUUUCAGCAGCUCAAAGCGGAAAUCGGCAUCCCACCGGCGCCGGCGUUGGUCGCGGACUCGUUGACGGCGACGUCGCUCAGCCUCGAAUGGAAAGGUGUAGACAUAGACAGACGCGCCGGUAUAACAUACCUGGUGCAAUGGAGAUACGAAGAACGAGCUGAGACAUGGCAAUAUUGCCGGAAUCAGUCAUGGGAUCGCGAGAGCGAUCAGAUACUGGUCGAGAAUCUGCAGCCAUACACUAAGUACAGGUUUCGCGUAGCGCUGCUCCUGAAAUCGUCGCAGCACAAUCCGGAGCCGAUCUUCUCAGCGCCGAGCGUGGUAAUAUUAACGUACGCGGCCGGUCUACCGACAUCAGCACCGAUAAUUUUAAGAUCGGUGCCGGUAGACAGCUACCGCGUCUCAGUGUCUUGGGAACCGGGCCCAUUCCCGAACGGACCACUUUUGUCCUAUGUCCUGCGUCUGCAAGGGGUUGAACACUCCCAGCUUAAGGAUAUCCCAGUCUCCGACAAUACCGAUCACUACAUGUUUCAAAACCUUCAACCCAAUCAGAAUUAUUCUGUCAGCGUGACCAUGAGAAACGGUGUCGGCGAAGGUCCGCCAGCGACUGUAUAUAUUUCUACGACUCCAGAACCCACCGUCAAGGAUACUCAAGAACCGAUUCUCAUCCUCGGUGGUAAACACCUGAUCAGGAAGCAGAACGCCAAUAUGUUGGACGAGCCUAGCGUCAUUUACAGGACCGAGAAUGUGAUUUGCGGUGUCGCGGUACACGUGGCGUCUGCGCAAUUAUUUGUUUCCACUUCGAACGGUUACGUGUUCCGAACUUCGAUUAUCGAGCGAUCCACGCCGAGGGCCAUUUUGACCCCCGGAGCAAUGAGCUUUACACCCAUGAGCCUUUCCGUCGACUGGCUGAAUCUUCACUUGUACAUCCUAAAAGAAAUGAAAUACACGACGUGGCAGAUAUCCAGAUGCAAUCUGGAUGGCAAGAGUUGUACAGUGGCCGUGGCUGGCCACGUUUCAACCCGACCCUCGCAUAUCGAGAUUGAUCCUUACAAUGGAUAUCUUUUCUGGAUCUCUAAAGCGGGACUGUACAGAUUAGAUCUGGCCGCCAUCAGCAACGGUGUGAAACACGAGGUUUCACCAGAUUUAAUUCUCGAAGAUUCUAAUUUGGGUGCUUUUACAAUAGACCAUAUGAAUUUUCGAUUGCUCGUUCCUCAUAACAAAAACAACACAGUGUUUUCCGUAUCGUUGGACGGUCGCGAAGUUUUUGAUCUUCGCCCCAAUACGCAGACGCCGAAAUUCAUUAAUACUGUUUCCCUAGCCACAGCAAAUGGACUGUUCUACUGGACUAACGGCGAAGAGGUCCUUACCGAAGGCUAUCAUCCCGGCCAAGACAGAUACUUCCACAAUUCCUAUCCUGACAAGUCCAACACCUCCUUCGUAAGUGUGACCGUAUUGAUGAACGCAAGUCAACCGAUUCCCGUCCCGGUGAAUCCACCCACAGGUGUGCAAGCUGUUCUAGGGGUGGAAAGAGCAAAGAUCUCGUGGCAAGCGCCUCAUUUAUUGGGCGGCCAAGGAAAAGGUGCUUGGCAAAAUUGGUUGUAUGAGCUCGAAAUCAAAAACGAAUUUACUGGCGAAAUCAGACAGAUCAUCAAUCAUAUGAAUAUCGCCGGAUUGUCUGACACAGUUCAUAACUUGCGAGAAAGAUCGGUAUAUUUGAUCAGAGCCGCGGCCUACACGAGCGCCGGCAGAGGACCGUGGUCUACGGAAUUUCGAGGGCGAACCUUAAGAAAUGGGUCACACGCGUCUAUCUUAUGGUCGUCGAACGAAGGAAUUUUGAGAAGCGACGUAACUGGCGAAAAUAUUGACACGCUUGUUAACAAGGCGAUUCUGCAGGAGUCCGAGAAUGAAUUCCAUAUCGUCGAUGUUAGUUGGUACAAGGAUGUGUUAUACAUAGUAGGAAAUAAUUCAGCGCUGUAUCGUUAUAAUAUCAGCAACCAUCAGAAGACGAAGCUGAACAUACAUUCGGUGGGAAGCGUAGCCGUGGACUGGAUAUCGAAGAAGCUAUAUUGGGCAAAUCCAAAACAGCAGAUUAUAACAAGAGCGAACCUGAAUGGAUCUCAGCAAGAGCCGAUGUCUAUCUUAGCAAUUGUAAAAGAGCUCAUGAUCGACUCUCUCGAGGCAUACUUGUAUUGGUCCACUGGUCACGCCGUGGAAGUUGCGCGAUUGAAUGGACAAGACAGAAGAUCCUAUCAUGUGGACGAAAUUUUUACCGGCAGACAAGUAAUGGGAUUAACUCUCGAUACUGAAAACAGAUAUGUCUACUGGAUUGUUCGAAGUUACGAACACGGAUCCAUCGUCUAUCGUGCACCUACGUCUGAGAGAAUUCCAAUGAGCCAUAAAAUCAUUUCAGAAAAGGUUUCUGCUUUGCAACAUCCAAGUAUACAAGGCCCUUUGUGCUAUUUUUCCGAGCACCUGCUCUGGCUACAGGACGACAGAAACGCAGUGAUCGGUGAUCUCUCCGGUCAGAACACAGCUGUGAUCAAUGGGAUCACUUUGUCCAGCUUGUACAUGGUGGCAGUUAUAGAUCCCGCGCAUCAUAAGUACCCGAAAAAUCUGACGUCGGAGACCGUGGUGGUUCUGCCGAACGCAGUCAAUCACUCUAGCAUAAGAGUCGAAGGGACCUGGAGAAACUUCAACAUAUCGUGGGAUCCCGUGAAGAACAUUAACUACGGCACGGUCUUCUACGAGGUGAAAUUCGCGGAUUACAUUAAUACGAAUUCGAACCCGGAAAUCACGAUCGAAACGACGAUGCCCUACAAUAACUCGGAUCAGAUCUUGCCCUAUUCCAUCCUGGAAGUCACCGUGAAGGCAUUUACUUACUGGGAAACGGCGCACCAUUCUCGAAAAAUCUUGAGAUCUCCGCAGAGCGUGCCGACCGAGCCAACAUCUCCCAGAGCAUUCGUCGAGUUCUACAAAAAUAUCCUUCUACAAGAAAGCCAGGAUAUCGACAUUUUUGCAAUAUUUAGGUGGAAUCAGCCCGAGUUUACAAACGGAGUAAUCCAAGGAUACACGGUCCAUUGUUGGUCCAUUGAGAACCGAAAGGAAAAGUCAGUCUUCCACGACUACAGCAUCCCGGCUACGGAGCUAGAGUUCCUGCUGCCUAAUCUAAGACGUAACACGACCUAUUACUUCAAAGUACGAGCGCAUACUGAGAUCGGUGCUGGUCCUUUCACGGAUCCCAUCGGCGUGUCGAGCACGUAUGAGAAUCCGGUGCCCAAAUUGUUAGUCGCCACGGCCGACGCUGUGAGGAUAUCGGACUUGGAUAACGAGAUCAAUUACACGCUCACCAGGCACAUCGCGUCGGAGGUCAAUUAUUUGACAAUGGAGAAUAAGAUUUACUGGAUCAGUGAGAUGCGGGAACUGGUGACGUCGGACAUGAAUGGAGCCAACGCGACGAAGAUACUCACUUUGAACAAUACCGCGCACAGCCUCUGCGUCGAUUGGGUAGCGAGAAAUCUGUACUGGGUGGAAUAUGAAUAUAAUAAAGACGAGUGGCAAAUCAGCAGCAGCUACAUCAUGAGAUUGGAUUUAACAAUGUGGUCAAGCCACAUAGUCAAAUACGACAUUAUAUUAAGGAGAGGAGGACGUAUUCCGACUUUAGAUAUGCUGCCAUCUUUGGGCUCUUUAUAUUGGAAUGAGGGAAGUGCAAUAAUGCAGUCGGAUCUCGAGGGAAAAAAUGUGCAAUACUUUUUUAGAAACAAUAGUAGCGCGUGCACCUGUCCGCAGAGAUACCUACAGUCUCUAAUAUCCACAUUGACAAUUGACAAGACUAAUAUCAAAAAACCGAUGAUGUACUGGAUAUCAUCGAAUGGGCGCUUAAACGUGGCUGAUAUUUACGGUUGCGAGUGCAAUGUGAUAUUGCAGGCAAGCUUCAAAACACCGGCUCUCACAUAUCUCACGGUCGAUAAAAUGAACAUAUACUGGUCUAAUGAAACGGAAGAUCAAAUCUAUUUCUUGAAAAAGGAACAUUCCUUCGUGGCGGACAAGGAAAACUCGUCCAAGCCAGAGGUGAAGAGCUUCUAUCUGCCUAACGUACGUCAGAUCAAAGCCUUCGGCAAGUCCCUGCAACCCUAUCCCACCGCGAUGUGCCUGAGACCCCGCCAAAUAAACUACAACGUCGAGAGGGUGAGCGAAACGGCGGACAGCAUCCUCGUCAGUCUUCCGGAGCCGAGUCCUGAGCACGGAUGUCACAGAUACAGUCUACCCACCACGCUGUACCGCAUCAACGUGUCCCACUGUUUGAAGAACGAGGAGCCCAGCAAGUGCGAGGAGCUCACGGUGAAGACGUACGAGAGGCGUUUCGAGAUCAAGAGAUUAAGACCGUUCACGGAAUACAAGUUGAAACUGGCGCUGACCAAUUUAUACGUUGACAUGCUGUCAACACCGAAAUUCGGCGCGGAUGUGGUGCUGAAGACCAGCGCGGGCAGGCCCAGCAGGCCGGAGAACGUCACGGUUGAAGCCUUAACGCCGACGAAGGCGGCGGUUUACUGGAUGCCGCCCCAGUUGCUGAACUCCGCGAUGGUGUCCUACGAGGUGCACUGGGUAUCCCCGAUCUACUCGCAGGACGGCGUGCGACCAAAGGGCGAGCAGCUGGUCACCGACCUCAAACGCACGGCGGACGGUAGAUUUUUCAUGAUACUGCAGCCGUUGUCGCCGGGGCAGAAGUAUGUGGUGAGCGUCCGCGUGUAUCCCGCCGAUUUCUACAACUUAUACAACGACAGCCACGGCCAAGACCUUUACAUGUACUCGGAGCCGAACAACUUGACGAUGAACGGAGUAAGCAUGAACAGCAUGAACAUAUCUUGGACCCCGAGCGUCAACCUGACGCUCGACUACUUGUUGGAGUACCAGGACGUUGCCACGGAGGAGUGGCAAGUCGCGCGACACGCUGAAGCGAACGGAAGCGAAGUGGUGUAUCAUAUAAAAGGCUUGCAGCCGCGCACCUCGUACAAAUUUCGCUUGCGGCUGAAAUAUAAGGAGGACUUUAUAUGGCCGUCCGAUGAGAGAUUUACAUUCCAAACGCUCGGUGACGUCCCGAGCGCUCCGGGGGUGCCUGUAGUAACGAGAUUCCGAAAUGCCUUGUAUCAAAUUAACUGGGAUCCCGCGCAAGCUCACGGCUCGCAGGUGACUUUGUAUCGACUGGAAGGCCUGGUCGUCGACGACAGCUACAAGCCAGGCGACAAGAGUAGCGAGAACGAGCACUGGAAUUUGUAUUACAACGGAACGGAUAAUUAUUGGAUAAUUCCCGGGGACGUGGAUCAGAAGUAUCAUUUUCGCGUGCAAGCCAAAAAUGCCUAUGGUUUCGGCGCUUGGAGUAAAUCGAGCGCGAUCGUUGAUCUAACGGAGAAUGCCGGCGGAAUACUGGCUACGCAACAGCAUCUGCCGCUGAUGCUGGGCCUCAUCGCGAUCGUUAUUACCAUAGUGUUCGUGUGCUUUUGUUAUUUUUUCUGCUCAGUGUAUCGACAACGGAAAGAAGACAAGAAGACAGUUUUGCCACCGAUAGUGUCCAAUGUCGAAUUAGCGACCCUCCGUGAGAUCCCUCGCGGGAACUUCGUGCAAUCUAACGCGCUUUAUGCCUCUACGCUACAAAACGAUCCGGACGAUUCUGCACUGCCCAAAAUCAGACAAGAGCAAAUCACGCUGACGAAGUUCCUAGGUAGCGGCGCGUUCGGAAAGGUAUUUCAGGGAAAUGCCAAGGAUUUAGAAGGACCGGGCAUAACGCCCGUCGCCAUAAAGAUGCUACGUAAGGACGCCUCUUCGCAAGAGAAGACGGAAUUCGUGCAAGAGGCCAGGCUCAUGAGUCAUUUUCGUCACAAGCACGUGCUGAGGUUACUGGGUGUCUGCUUGGACACGGAUCCUCCGUUACUCGUGUUGGAAUUAAUGGAGGCCGGUGAUCUGCUAAGUUAUUUAAGGGAGAGUCGGUCCUUGCAGCCUACAGACUCGCACGCUCUGCGUCUGCAGGACCUGCUCGCCAUGUGCGAGGACGUCGCGCGUGGCUGUCGCUACCUGGAGGAAUUGCACUUCGUGCACAGAGAUCUCGCGUGUCGAAAUUGUCUGGUGUCCGCGAGAGAUCGCGAAAACCGCGUCGUGAAAAUUGGCGAUUUCGGACUAGCCAGAGAUAUUUACAAGAAUGACUAUUAUCGGAAGGAAGGCGAAGGUUUGCUUCCCGUUCGCUGGAUGUCACCGGAAUCCUUGGUGGACGGGGUGUUCACCUCGCAGAGCGACGUUUGGGCGUUCGGGGUGCUAAUGUGGGAAAUAACGUCGUUGGGCCAGCAACCCUAUCCCGCCAGAACCAAUCUCGAGGUGUUGCAUUACGUGCGUGCGGGCGGCAGGCUGCCGAAGCCCCUCAACUGCCCACCGACGUUGCACCAGCUGAUGCUGCGUUGCUGGAGCACGGCGGACGCCAGGCCGAGCUUCAAAAUUUGCCUCGAGAGCAUCGUCGUUCUGAGAGGUCACAUAGAAGACGCAGUGCUGAGCCCGGCGCACGCUGGGCACUAUCUGGCACGCAGAGGCGUGUCUAACAUGGCUUACUUUGCUGAAGAGAAUCAGAAUCAUAAUAAUUCAGGAAACUCCUGGAAGUCCAGUAGUUCCGAGGGAAGUCGAGACAUGCAACCUUUCCUGCAAAACUCGAACAACGCCACGCUCGGCCCGCAGUCCGGCGAGGCUCCCAAGUAUCUAGAAUUAUUAGCGGACAACGAGGACAUUGUCCUGAGGGAGAAUCCUACGAACGGUUACGAAGUACCUCGCUCGAUCCACAUCUCGGAUCAGAACCUAUCGAAUAUAAGCACGAUCAGUUGCACAAAUCACGAUCGUAAGAGCAGCCUGCCUACGGAGGCCACGGAUGAGCGGAAGGAAUGCUCGACGGAGGACAGGAAGCUGUCUAACGGGAAGCUGUACAAGAGAUCGUCGAUCGCUAGUCUGAACUUGCCGGAUCAAAAGGGCACGUCGAUUUCAGGAAUGCCGGAGAAGUGCAACACGCUGGACAGCUCGAAAUCGGUGAACUCGAUCGCGAAGGCGACCCUGAAUAGAGGCUCCUUCUCGUCCCUGAAUGGCCAGAGGAAGUACAAGAUCGGCUUGAACGAGCGACGGGAUUCCGAGGCGAGCAUCGAGGAUAAAAGCUGCAGCACGCACAGCCUGGCGCCUUCGACACGUCCCAGUUCGUCCCUGAUCACCUCGCAGACGGUCCUACCGUGCCUGAAGAGCAACGUCGUCGUCGUCUCGAGCGCCGUGAACGGGGAGGUGCUCUCGAGCGAGAGCGCGGUGACGAAGAGUACGUUGCCGAAGGUCCAGAGGACUCACUCGAGCUUGCAGAACGGCAAGGCGAACAUACCGCUCGUGAUAAACAGCGCGCUGCUGAAUCUACUGCGGCAGACGCCCGUCGUCGAGGACGCACCGUCGUCGACGCCGAGCGGCAAUAUCGUCACGUAUACUAAUAUAAACGCGGACGCUGUCAGAGUGAAUGGAUCGUGAGUCGCUGACCGUGGCAAAUCUCGGAAGAUUCGUACGAACGCUUCGUAUAAAAUUAGGUGUACGGAUCGUAGAUUCUGAGCUUGAAUGACAUAAAUCGAGGCAAUUACAUAUUCCAAUAUUUAUAAAAUAUGUGACAAUAGAUUUUUCUACAUCACUCUCGCGUACUAUUUUUGAAACAAUUUUUUUUUUUAAAGAUUCCCACGGAUCUAUUCUUCACGAACUAUUCAGACGGAGUUGCCUUGUAGUAUGUAAAAAAUUACUCGAGACAGUCGCUACCAUUUUGCUCAAAUUUUUUGUUUCUUUUUUAUCCUAAAAUACGGUGCCUUAAAUAUAUCAAACUACGUACGCUCAUACAUUAAGCUCUGCUUAUUAUCAUUAAUGCCCAAGUAUUUCGUAUGUGAAGAAGAUAGAGAGGAAUGCGCGGAGUUGAGAAUAGCUUUAAACUGCCCUUUUAAUGUACAUACAUGAUCUUUUAUACUCAAAAAUUUGUUACGCAGAUAUGGCAGAUUGUUUCGGAACGUAUAAAUUUUGUAACUUUAGUAAUAAAUCGCGAAACUGUUAUUUAAUAGAAUUAAAUAGGAAUAAUAUGUUGAUAUAGAAUGAUAAAUGU